AAAUUCAAAAGAACCGCGUGGGAUUAAUUUCUCUCUUUCAACGUUUUAUUCUCUUCACUAUAAAUAAACCAACAAUACAACUACAUAUAUAGAACCUGUAUCUACAUACGACUCUCGCCGAUCAUACCUUCCCCAAAAUAUACCGAAUCGAGCUCAAUUUUCUCCGAUCAUAUCGUCUGCUUUCUCUUUCUCUCUCUAAGAUUCCUCUCUCCUGCAAGUUUUUAGGGUUAGGGUUUUGGAGAAAUGGGACAACAAUCGCUGAUCUACAGCUUCGUCGCCAGAGGAACGGUGAUCCUCGCGGAAUACACCGAAUUCUCCGGCAAUUUCACGAGCAUCGCCUCUCAAUGCCUUCAGAAGCUCCCUUCGAGCAACAACAAGUUCACCUACAAUUGCGAUGGCCACACCUUCAAUUACCUCGUUGAAAAUGGAUUCACUUACUGUGUUGUUGCAGUUGAGUCUGCUGGCCGACAACUUCCUAUUGCCUUCUUGGAGCGAGUUAAAGAUGAUUUCAACAAGAAAUAUAGUGGAGGGAAAGCUGCAACAGCUGGUGCCAAUAGCCUGAAAAAGGAAUUUGGGCCCAAAUUGAAGGAGCACAUGCAGUACUGUGUGGAUCAUCCAGAAGAGAUUAGCAAGCUUGCAAAGGUGAAAGCUCAGGUUACUGAAGUCAAGGGAGUGAUGAUGGAAAACAUUGAGAAGGUUCUUGACCGUGGAGAAAAGAUCGAGCUCCUUGUUGAUAAAACUGAAGACCUUCGUUCGCAGGCACAAGAUUUCAAGCAUCAAGGGACCAAGUUAAAGAGGAAGAUGUGGUACCAGAAUAUGAAGAUAAAACUGAUUGUUCUCGCUAUCAUCAUUGCCUUGAUUCUGAUCAUUGUUCUGUCUAUUUGCCCUGGCUUCAAAUGUUGAUUUGCUCAAACCUUCUCCGUACUUCCUUCUUGUCAUGUUUGAUUAGGGUCAUAGAUUGGUUCUCCUUUCAUUUUGAUGUUACAUUUGCAGAUUUCUUUCGAUCUGUAGGUUACACCUAUCUGUAUCAGCUGGCCUUUUUUUUGGUUGGUAAAGGCCUGUAUUUUGGAUUCGUUGUAUAGUUUAUAUCUAGGAAUUUCAUAUAUUGAAGUAUAGUAUAUCUUUGUCAUGGGGCUUUGAGUUCCAUGUUACAGAACGUUUAUUUAAUCUAUGGCGGAUGAAUGCUUUGAUUCCUACAA
Molecule: messenger RNA, 1199 nt
Organism: Cornus florida
Lineage: Eukaryota; Viridiplantae; Streptophyta; Magnoliopsida; Cornales; Cornaceae
Product: putative vesicle-associated membrane protein 726
Exons: 5
Coding region: 244-903 (219 amino acids)
Biological process (GO): vesicle-mediated transport
Cellular component (GO): membrane
Source: RefSeq, a predicted model, not a curated record